UUGGUGACAAAUUUCAGUCAGAGUGUGAACCGUUGAAAAUGGAUAAAUCUGCUCCACAGGGUGUAGCGGGUGCUCCAAACGAAGCUGCACUCCUGUCUUUAAUGGAAAGAACUGGUUAUUCAAUGAUACAACAGAAUGGACAGCGUAAAUACGGAGGCCCACCACCUGUAUGGGAGGGUAUAGCGCCCGUACGUGGAUGUGAAAUUUUCAUUGGAAAAAUUCCACGGGAUUGUUACGAAGAUGAGCUUGUACCCGUUUUUGAAAAAAUUGGAAAGAUCUAUGAAUUUCGUCUGAUGAUGGAUUUUUCUGGAUCUAAUCGUGGUUAUGCAUUUUGCAUGUACACUAACAAACAAGAUGCUUCACGCGCAAUUAAGGAGCUGAAUAAUUUUGAAAUAAGGAAGGGACGUCUUCUUGGCGUAUGCUCAAGUGUGGAUAAUUGCCGGUUAUUUGUUGGUGGCAUUCCAAAAGCAAAACAGCGUGAGGAAAUAUUAGCAGAGAUGCAUAAAGUGACCGAUGGUGUAGUAGACGUGAUUGUCUAUCCAUCGGCAGUAGACAAGACGAAGAACCGUGGCUUCGCUUUUGUGGAGUACGAUUGUCACCGUGCGGCAGCAAUGGCAAGAAGAAAAUUAAUUCCAGGAAGGAUACAGCUAUGGGGUCAUCAGAUUGCUGUCGAUUGGGCCGAACCAGAACAAGAUGUGGACGAUGAUACUAUGUCAACUGUUCGGAUAUUAUAUGUUAGAAAUUUAAUGCUCAAUACUAGUGAAGAAACAAUAAAGGAAGUAUUUGAAAAAGCAGUUGAGAAGGAAGACUGUAUUGAAAGAGUGAAAAAAUUGAGAGACUAUGCAUUUGUGCAUUUCAAAACACGAGACGACGCCCUUAAAGCUAUGGAAUCUUUGGAUGGUUCCACGCUGGAGGGCUCAACACUAGAAGUGGUGCUAGCAAAACCUGUGGAUAAAAAUGAUUUUUCAAGAGUGCUUCGUGGAAAUAAAAGCGCUGUUUCUGAGGAAAAUGAUGCAAAGACUGUUGUACCACAGGUAUAUGGAUACCAGUACGAAGCUCCAUUUACAACUCCAGCAUUUUAUAGCCAGUACGUAUCGCCAGGAAUGAGAGGUGUCCAGCGAGGUGCAAUUGGAAUUCGUGGCAUUCUUCGCGGGCGGGGUCGAGGGGCCGCAGGGUCACGAGGGGCAGGAGGAACUCGCGGCUAUACCACAGCAACCUUCGCUGUUCGUGAUGGAUACAAAAAACACCCAGUGGAAAUCUUGGAUGAGAUGUGUCAGAAGAAUGGCUGGGGCACACCAAUAUACCAGCUUCACUCUGCUGUACACAGAGAAGGUGCAGGGGAUAUGCAGCUAUUCCUCUUCAAGGUAACCAUUCCAGCUCUGGCCUCGCAGAACCCAAAUCCAUUUCAGCCGAAUAAGCUGUGUCGUUCAGUGGAAGAAGCUAAGUCAUAUGCAGCAGAAUAUGUCCUUGCACAGUUAGGACUUCCAGUAGAAAGUGCUGAGAUAACUGCUACCCCGACAAGCCCUUACCAAGGACGCCCAAUUUACCCCAAUGGUGCUCAAACUUUUGCACCUGCCUUGCCUAUAGUUACGAGUGCCUCGUAUGUGGUUACUCCUGGGAAAGUAGUACAAAAUCCAGAAUAUCCUGGAGCGUAUGAGUACCAGACUGGUUACCCCACCUCACAGCCACCUCCUGUAUAUGGACACCAGUAUUGAUGUCUGUAGCAAUGGAUAUCCAGUCAUUGUGAGCAGUACUUAUGUAGGACUGCAAGCUUGAAGCUCGCCCUCGUAUUAUUUUGUUGUUUGGGUUGUGUUUAAUAUACAUAUAUGACUCCUAUUUCUCUUGCCUAAAUAUAUGUGUAUUGUUGAUUUUUUUUUUUUUUCUGUUUGUUUUUAGUUUUCCUUGGUUCACAAGUUUGAUGCAUAUCAUAACGAGUUUUGCCUUUGAGAUGGAGAUCCAUUAUUUAUUGAGUGAUAUAGGUGCUGCUUGCUUGUGAAAUAUUUACUAUUGCACGGUUUUACUAUUUAAAACAGUUUUAAUGUGCUUGUUGUUAAACUGUAUUUAUGUUUAGGAAACCACUCUUUACCCAUAUAUUGUAUUUUACUGGUUAUUUACUUCAUUUGUUUCAAGAUGGAACAUUCAUCAUUUACAUACAUGUACUUGUAGAUAAGCACAAGAGCAGUGUUCUUGUGGUCACUGAUAUAUUUAUAUUAUCGACUAAAACAAAGUGCUUUUCACACUUGCUGAUACUCAUUUUUAACAAAUGUUUUGUUUACAGAAAGAUAAGAUUUGCUGCAGAAAUAUUAAAUAACUGGUGAUUACACAGUUCUGUAAGAAAAUAAAUUUGUUAAAAUGGUUUAAUUCCCAUCUUGCCUCUGAAAAUGUGAAUCAAAAUGCAUGUGGAUUUUUGUUUAGUUUUUUUUAGUCAUUUAUUAUUUAUACACAUUCCAUUUCCAAAUAUAUGGUGCCAUUUACCACAAAACGAAACUGAUAAGUACUGUAACAUUCCACUUAAUAAAUGUUCUAAUUUUUUAAUUAUUAUUUAUACCGUAUAUAUUUUUAUUGUUAGGUUUGGGGGUUUUGGGGGUGGGGAGGUUUGGCAAAGAAACGUGUAUAAAUUUUUACUUUUAACAAAUAAAGCUAAGAUAUUUGUUUUUGAUUUUUUUUUUUUUUUUUUAAAUUGAAAUCUUAUAGAUCACUGAUUUCUGAUCAUGGUUGUUUUACAUUAAUGUUCUUUUGAACAUAAUAGUACAACAUUUCUAUGUUAUUUGGUUUAAAUCUGGACAUUUGUUUUAUUUGGUUUACUUGCAAAAUGUGCAAAUUGAAAUUUCUUUGUUAUAUAUUUUCUUAUAUGUUUAUUAUAUUUGUAUGUUUCCACUCCAGGCCAAAAUUAACAAAUAAUAUUGGGCAAUGCUGUCUACAUUUUGUCUUCCUCAGAAUUUCAUAUUACAUUUUAUAAAUCAGAUAAUAAAGGUGUUGCUGACUGAAUUCCUAAAUUCCACUAGAAUAAUGUAAUAUCAAUAUUUUAGAAUUCCAUCUAAUAGUCUGGGGUUCGUGGAGCCACGGAAUCCUGAUAAAUUUGCAGUCUGUAUACAUAACAUAGCCACGAUUGUCAAGUACUAUAUUGUUGCCAUACAUCAGCAUGCAGAAGGUUGAUUUAUAAAAAAGAAGAGCGAGUAUAGAUGAUAAUAGGAUAUAAAAGUUGUUCCAGAGAACUUAAAAAGAGUUGAACAUUUUGGAAUAAUUUGAUAUUCCUAGAGUCUGUGCUUAGUAUUUUGUUAACAGUAUUUAUCAUAGAAUACAUCUAUUUCUAGACAGGAUAUAUAUAGCUUAAUGAGAUCUGACAGAUCCUAAGAUUGCCAGACCCUUCGGAUAGAUCACCCACAGUGACUAAGUAGGUAUCUUCCCCCACGUUAUCCCAUGACUGAUAUAUAUGUCAGGGGAAGUGCAUGAAGAAAAUCUUUUGCUGGUAUUUAGUAAGAGUACCGAUAGCCUGCAUGGUGCUGGUAGGUUUUCAUUUAUUUGUGGGGUUAGCUCCUUGAAACCAAUAUUAGUUGCCAUUGUUGCUGGAUUACUAAGUAAAAAUACAGUUAAUAUGGUUUUAAAAAAAAAGAAAAAAACAAUCCUUAAAUUACAUGUAGUUUUAUGUGUUGGUAUACUUUAGUCAUGUGCCACUGGUCUACUUAAUGUUUCAGUUACAUGAUGUAGUUUUAUUAAUAUGAAGGGAAGUUCUCAUUUAUGAUCAUAAAAAACUUGCUAACUUAAUAUUUGAGUUACGUGGUGUAGUUUUAUUAAUAUGAAAGAAAGUUUGCAUUUAUGAUCAUUAAAAACCUGCUAUGAUUUUAUGAAACAAGCUUUAAAAAAUAUAAUUUUAUCAUUCUUAAAUAAAUCUGAUGCAAACAUAACAUACCAGGGAUGUGAUGUUUUCACUUUUUAUCCGAUUUCAGCUUCUUUGUGUUAAAUUACUUUCACAAAGUAGAUUGGAUUUAAUCUGAAAUGCUGAAAAAUUACCUUUAUUUAGGUAUAGUGUACAUAGAAGUCUCAGCUUUUAAAAAAUCAUUUCAACUUUUAUUUUCAAAUGGGUAUAUCAUCCCUGGAUAUGGACAUUACACAUUCCAAUGUGCCAAAUAUUUGGAGUUAUUUGAAUACAAUUUGAGAGUUCAAAACAUCAGUAAUUCACAGUAUUAGAUAAAUAAUUUUAGAGGCAAGAAUACAGUCAAAAUAUGAGGUAAAUCAAAUUGUGGCAAGUAUGUAAGAAAUAAAAUGUGUUUACGUUUUACAUAGAGUUUUAUUGCUCAAGUUGUUUCUUGCCAUUGUUUUAACACUUGUUGACAUUUUAUUGCAGUUUGUUAUCUUUAUUCUUGUUAGUAUGCAGGUAUUGACACUGUUACAUGCAUAAUCACUCUGUAAAGAAUUGUUGAUAAAAAUUAACAGUUGAUUGUUAUAUGUUUAUCUAGAUAAUUUUUACAGGUUUUUAUUUUGGUACUAAUAAAGACUGUCCAUUCUUGUGUAAAUUGUAAUCGUAAUUAAUUUACUGUACACUAAUAAACAUUGGAGAAAUAAAGUAUUAUUAAGGUUGAUGACGGACACUUGCUGCACCAUCAUUUUGGCUUUGGUACACAUUAAAUAUACCAUUAUACCAUAAUUUUACUUCAUGUACAUAUUAUUUCGUAACUGGUACAAUUUCUUUUACAUGUAUAACUCCAUUUCUACAAACAUUGUUUGAUACAUUUAAUAAUCUUUGAACAAAAAACUUUCAAUGUCAAUUUUACACUGAUAGUUUACCAUCAUUUUAAAAAUGGAAGUGUCAUGCACCCAGUUUAUUGCUAUUGAAGGAAGAUGCAAAGUGAUGUCAUUUGAAUACUGGCGUUAUUCCACUUUAAAAAAAAUAAAUUAUUAUUACCGUGCUUUGCCGCAUUGGAAAAAGCUGGUCUACUUCCUUUCUCCUAUGCCUAUGAUGCCAUAUAACUGUAAAUAAAAUGUGUUGAGUGCGUCGUUAAAUAAAACAUUUCUUUCUUUCUUUCUUUACUUCCUUUCUCCUGUCAAAAUAGUUCCUAGUUCUAUAAUGAACAGACAAUACUGUUUAAAUAUUGGUAUGUUUUUAUUUUUCAUAAUUGUAGAUAAAAUAUGUUUACUUUUAAAGAGAGAUAAAAAAAACAACAACCAUAGAACCAUUCAUCAAAAGCAACAUUAAAAAAUUACAGUAAGAUGUAUUAUAUUUACUACCCGGUAUGUACGAAACCAAAACGAUGGUGCAGCAAUUGUGUUCUAAAUCAUAAAUAUUCCUGCUAUGUCACUCCAUAAUUAGGAGCUUAAUGAAGAAAUCUUAUCUUAAUUAUGGUGAAUCCUUAAUUACUACAAUAGAUACACUAAUAAUUCAUGAGAACUAUUCAUAAUUCAUGAGAACUAUUCAUAGAGUUUUUGGGAUAAAAGAUCGUAUAAUCAUAUGUUCAUGAACAUAUUUUAGAUUUUAAUGAAGGAACUCUUAAUUAUGGUAAAUGCUUCAUUACUACAGUGAAUGUAACAGGAAUUCAUGAUAACUUAUUAAUAUCAAUUUAAGGGUACUUAGUUUCCUUACAACAUGAAUUAAUAUGGUAUUUUUGGCUAAAAUUUGUCAUUUAAAAUGGUAAUUUUUACACACAAAUAUUUCUGAGCAUAUUCAUUACAUACACUCGCCAAUCCAAAAUCAUAUUAUUUUUACUUGGAAACGAAAUGUUCUGAAUUUUCAAACACUAACAAUUCAAUGUACGUAUUUGUAAAAGGACAUUUAAAUUGUGGUCAUUCCAGACACUUCCACAACCAAGAAAGUAAAGAUAGACAGAAAUUAAUAUAAGCCAAAAAUAUCAAUGUUGUAAGAGGAACAAUGGAUCUUUUAAUUCCACAGAGCUCUUGACAUGGAAGAUGCAUAAUAUUCAGUAUUUUAAUGAAGAAAUCCUAAUUAUGGUGAAUGUGUCGUGUCAUCCAAUUAUAUCUAUUGAUAACCAGUUAAAUUUAGAAGAGCUCAUAUGAUUAGACUGUAAUUAGUUUAUUUUUGAACUCUUAAAAUUGCGCCAUUUUGACUUGUUCUGUAGGAAAGUGUGGAGUGAGGUAAUGUCCCUGUACCUUUUCACUAAGACCAUCUUCGGUAUUCAUAUAACUAGUUUUCAGAUCAUUCACUCUUACAGGGCUUUAAGAAAUGAAAGUUUGCACAAAUAAAUUCAGGUAGUCUAUUGCCUUUUGCAUAACCUGUUAUGUCCAUGUAAAUGUUGCUCUAAAUUUUGUGCAAACAAAAAAUAAACUUAGAUAUGUGUGAGAAACACGCAAAGGAAAUGCUCAUUCUCGCAAUUCUCAGAGACCUGGGGCCUAACUCACUAAACUCGUGCAAUGUGCUAAAAGACUUGCAAAGAGGAUGCUUUGUUGUCUAGCAGAGCCUAAGAGAGCUUUGUGAAUUAGGCCCAUCUCACAGUGCAAUGCUAAAAGACUUGCAAAGAGGAUGCUUUGUUGUCUAGCA
Molecule: messenger RNA, 6490 nt
Organism: Gigantopelta aegis
Lineage: Eukaryota; Metazoa; Mollusca; Gastropoda; Neomphalida; Peltospiridae
Product: APOBEC1 complementation factor-like
Exons: 10
Coding region: 39-1715 (558 amino acids)
Cellular component (GO): nucleus
Molecular function (GO): mRNA binding
Source: RefSeq, a predicted model, not a curated record